AUGACAUCAUCACCUCCUUCCAGUAGUGACCACCAAGGCCCGCCCGCCCACCGUCGAGGUCUUCCAGACCUGUGCCUCACCUGGUUGGUGGACGGGGUCCCCCUGCUGGGCCACGCCCACACCGAGGAGGCCACGCCCGACCGGGCCCCCGGGACCUUCCGGGUGACCUCGCGCCUCAACGUCACCACGGCCGAGUGGAGGGAGCAGAGCUUCUCCUGCCAGGUGGAGCACACGGCUUCCGGAAGCUUCCAGGAGGUGACGGCGCGCAGCUGUUCCGCCCCCACCGCCAGCCUGAUCCGCACCUUCGUCCUCCCGCCGUCCCCCUCGGACCUCUACAUCUCCCAGACCCCCAAGCUGCUGUGCCUGGUCACCAGCCUGCCCAGCGACGAGGGCCUGGCCGUCACCUGGAGCCGCGAGUCCGGCGGCCACCUCCGCCCGCCCCUCCCCCUGCAGGUCACGCCCCAGUUCAACGGGACCUUCUCGGCCACCAGCGAGCUGCCGCUGGCCGCCGGCGACUGGGAGAGCGGCGCCGCCUUCGUCUGCCGCGUCAGCCACGCCGAGCUGCCGGCGCCGCUGGAGAGGCGGCUGCAGAGGCGGCAAGGAAAGCGCCUCCCCCCUUCCGUCUUCCUCCUCCCGCCGCCCCCGGAGGAAAUUUCCGGUCCCCGCCCCUCCCUCAGCCUCACCUGCCUGGCCCGCGGCUUCUUCCCGGAAGCCAUCGACAUCCAAUGGCACCGCGACGGCCACGCCCCUUCCGCUUCCGGCGGGCCCGCCCACCCGGAAGUGACGCCGUGGGAACCGCGCCGCGAGCAGGGGGGGGAGGGGACCUACUUCCUGUACAGUCGCCUGGAAGUGACGCGGCAGGAGUGGGAGGGCGGGGCCGCCUUCGUCUGCACCGUGGUGCACGAGGGCCUGCCCCUGCGCUUCCUGCAGCGCCGCAUCUCCCGCCAGCCCGGUAAUUAG
Messenger RNA from Pseudopodoces humilis (Tibetan ground-tit), 960 nucleotides. The record is from RefSeq and is a predicted model, not a curated record. Lineage: Eukaryota; Metazoa; Chordata; Aves; Passeriformes; Paridae.